Molecule: messenger RNA, 693 nt
Organism: Nycticebus coucang (slow loris)
Lineage: Eukaryota; Metazoa; Chordata; Mammalia; Primates; Lorisidae
Product: 60S ribosomal protein L13a-like
Exons: 1
Coding region: 1-570 (189 amino acids)
Biological process (GO): negative regulation of translation; translation
Cellular component (GO): ribosome; cytosolic large ribosomal subunit
Molecular function (GO): mRNA binding; structural constituent of ribosome
Source: RefSeq, a predicted model, not a curated record
AUGGCAGAGGAGCAGGUCCUGGUCCUGGAUGUCAGAGGCCAGCUCCUGGACCACCUGGCAGCUAUUAUGGCCAAACAGGUACUGCUGGGCCGGAAGGUGGUGGUUGUGCGUUGUGAGGGCAUCAACAUCUCUGGCAAUUUUUACAGAAACAAGUUAAAGUACCUGGCCUUCCUCCACAAAUGGAGGAGCACCAACCUAUCCUGUGGCCCCUACCAUUUCCGGGCCCCCAGCCACAUUUUCUGGCACACUGUAAAAGGCAUGCUACCCCAUAAGACCAAGCGCAGCCAUGCUGCCCUGGACCACCUCAAGGUAUUUGAUGAGAUCCCACCACCCUAUGACAAGAAAAAACAGAUAGUGGUUCCUGCUGCACUUUGGGUUGUGCGUCUAAAGCCUACAAGAAACUUUGCCUACCUGGGGUACCUGGCACACAAAGUUAGCUGGAAGUACCAGGCAGUGACAGCAACCCUGGAGGACAAGAGGAAGGAGAAGGCUAAGAUCCACUACCAGAAGAAAAAGCAGCUCACGAGGCUACGGAAAGAGGCCAAAAAAGAACGUGGAGAAGAAAAUUGACAAAUACACAGAGGUCCUCAAGACCCACAGACUCCUGGUCUGAGUCCAAUAAAGACUUUAUUCUUUAUGUUUGGCCUGGCCUGCCCUUCCUCCAUCACCACCCUGGGAUGUGGGGGACCCAAG